This is a messenger RNA of Caenorhabditis remanei, 336 nucleotides long. RefSeq lists its product as uncharacterized. The record is from RefSeq and is a predicted model, not a curated record. The transcript has a single exon. The coding region runs from base 1 to 336 and encodes 111 amino acids. Lineage: Eukaryota; Metazoa; Nematoda; Chromadorea; Rhabditida; Rhabditidae.
AUGUUAUUGGUCAAUAGUGAGGAAGUCAACUUCUAUCGUCCAACAAACCAAAAUCAAUUCAAUCGAUUCGUCAAACACUGGAUCCAUGGAUCGAAUCCAAGACUGCAACGCAUGUCUCUAUCAAUCGAUUUCACUAAUUCCGUGAGCAGAGACGUGCUUCUAAAAGGAAUCAGAUGCAUGGAUACGAGUGAGGAGAUAAAAAGAGAUAUCAGUCAAAGACACUGGCUUUCAAACUGUGAUAUGGUUCAAAUCAGACGGAAAGAUGGGACACCUGCAGUGAUUGCGACGAAAGAUGGACAUCGUAGUCUUAAUAUUCAUCUAAUUGUUAUGCACUGA